This is a messenger RNA of Sphaeramia orbicularis (orbiculate cardinalfish), 1549 nucleotides long. Its product is annotated as alpha-N-acetylgalactosaminide alpha-2,6-sialyltransferase 1-like. The transcript has 9 exons. NCBI's taxonomy places the organism in Eukaryota, Metazoa, Chordata, Actinopteri, Kurtiformes, Apogonidae. Gene Ontology annotation, molecular function: alpha-N-acetylgalactosaminide alpha-2,6-sialyltransferase activity. Gene Ontology annotation, biological process: oligosaccharide biosynthetic process. The coding region runs from base 185 to 1426 and encodes 413 amino acids. The record is from RefSeq and is a predicted model, not a curated record.
ACAACAGGGUUGGACCUGCUCAAGCACACCCUACCUGCCUUUGUGCAGGUUUAUGGUUUAUUAGCGGAGGCACAUACAUCAGCAGGUCUGUGGAAUACUGAGGCUGCGUCUGCACUGGGCUGCCAAAAAAACCCAAGAGCUCAGGACAAAGGCCACAUCUGCACAGGGACCUGGACUAUCAGUCAUGGCUGUAAAAACCUCCUGUGUUUUACCGGUGCUUUGUUUGGUCGUAGUUGGAAGUGUUCUUUAUCUGUCAUGCUUGGAAAUGUCGGACAGUAUCAGGUGGACGGCUGUGGUUCGAAUCAGUGACAUUGGUGACACCCCAGGACCAGGACUCAGGACUACAGCGUCCGUCCCAGAGACGCCCAUUCCUAUCCUGUACAGAGACAACUACACCAAACUUCCACAGUGGGAUUUUGAGGAUGUUUAUAACAAGGUCAACUCACCCAGAAAGACAACGUGUCAGCAGAGUCUGUGGAAGGCCGUGGAAAAUGACCCAGAGUUCAAGGAGGCUUUUAUUCCCAGUAUUCAAUUAUUCCUGGAAAGCGACAGUAUGAGCAUGAGUGAAUGGAACAGGCUGUCCCAUUUUAACAACCCCUUUGGGUUCAUGGACUACAGCUACAACGAUUUAAUGCCAACAAUAAAGUUGAUCCCAAAGCCCACAGAGCCGCUGAUCGUUCGUAAACCGGGGGGUGACGGCUGUGUGCGCUGUGCUGUGGUGGGAACCGGAGGAAUCCUCAACGGCUCCAAAAUGGGAAAAGAGAUCGAUGCACACGAUUAUGUGUUUAGGAUGAACGGUGCUGUCAUCGAUGGUUUUGAGGAAGAUGUGGGAAAUAAAACGUCCGUGUACGUUCACACUGCUCACUCCAUCACUACGUCCCUGUACGUGUUUAAAAAGUAUGGAUACAAAGCUGCCCCUCAUGAUAAGGGUAUAAAGUAUGUUCUGAUUCCUGAAGGAAAAAGGGAUUUCAACUGGAUGAACGGUCUGUUUAAAGGAGAAAGAAUCGUCUCUGGUUCAUACAAGAAUUCACGUCCACGGACGUACUACAGUGGACAGUACAACGAAAGCCGCUUCUACGUUCUGCACCAGGACUUCCUCAGAUACGUGCGGAACAGGUUCUUACAGUCGAAUAUUCUGAAGGGUCGAUACUGGCGGAUUGUCCGACCCACCAAUGGGGCGUUCACUCUGUUCCUGGCUCUGCACACCUGUGACGUAGUGAACGCAUACGGCUUCAUCACUGAAAACCACAAGGACUUCUCCAACUACUAUGCUGAGAGGAACAUUAAAACUCAUGUGGUUUUCUACAUCAACCAUGACUACAACCUGGAGAAGAACACCUGGAAAAAACUGCACGACUCCAAAAUCAUCAAACUGUAUCAAAGAAGCAACCCUCAAACGGUGGCAGAAGAACCCAAGAAGCCCUGACCCUGACCCUGGUCCUGACCCUGGUCCUGACCCAGACCCAGACUCUGACCCUGGUCCUGACCCAGACCCAGACCCUGGUCCUGACCCUGACCCUGACCCUGACCCAGACUCAGACCCAGACCC